UUGGCGUUUCUGGGACCCAAAUGUUUCACUGAAUGGCGAGAUUGGAAACUUGUGCAGGCGGGAGACUGCAGCGCGGCUGCUCUUUCAACAGGCGAUUUGUUCUCCUGUCUGUGGCUCAUUUCCAUGCAAAGAGCCUGACAUCAGAGCACCUUUUGUUGCUAAACGCUUUCUGUAGCUUGGAGGGGAGAGAGUCAUGUGGAGCUGGAAGAGCUCAUUUUGAAGAGAGGGGUCCCGGGGAGUUCCUUCCAAGCUCCAGAGGCACCGCGGUCACCCCUGCGGGGCCCUGCCCAGACUUGCUGGCAGAAGUGAGUCGCGUGGCUUAGUGAGUCGGUCUCCGUCACAGGAAGAAACGCCUUCGCAGAGGAUUUAAUUGCUUCUGGCCUGCCAGUAAUCCCCGCUGUAAAACUCAGUGGUGCAAACUUUGCCUCCAGCUACCCCGUGGCCGCGCGCAGCCGGGGUGGGAAAGUUCCUGGAGUUGUCAGUCGCGCACCCCGCCGCCACCUAGAGCCGAGGUGCCGGAGCCUGCGAGGGGUCCCCGCGGGUUUGCUGGGGGAUGCCGCGCGGGGGCACGACUCAGUGACGCGGCGGGCGGGGACCUGGCGCCGGGGUCCGGCCGAGCGCCUGCAAGGGGCGUGAGUGCCCCAGGGACUGGGACGCGCAGCUAGCGUGCGGGAUAAGGUCAUGGAGGAUGCGGGAGCUGCAGCCCCGGGCCCGGAGCCCGAGCCGGAGCCCGAACCCGAGCCCGAGCCCGAGACGGAACCAGAGCCCGAGACGGAGCCCGAGACGGGCGCCAGCACGUCCAAGACGUUCUCCCGGCUCUGGGCCGAUGUGAUGGGCAUCCUGGACGGCUCCCUGGGCAACAUCGAUGACCUGGCGCAGCAGUAUGCAGACUAUUACAACACCUAUUUCUCCGACGUGUGCGAGAGGAUGGAGGAGCUGCGGAAGCGGCGGGUUUCGCAGGACCUGGAUGUGGAGAAACCCGACGCCAGCCCCACCGCCCUUCAGCUGCGGUCCCAGGUCGAAGAGUCGCUUGGUUUCUGUAGCGCCGCGUCAACGCCAGAAGUGGAGAGAAAGAACUCUCUUCGGAAGUCAAACUCAGAAGACAGCUCCGUGGGAAAAGGAGAUUGGAAGAAGAAAAAUAAGUAUUUCUGGCAGAACUUCCGGAAGAACCAGAAAGGAAUAAUGAGGCAGACUUCAAAAGGAGAGGACGUGGGCUAUGUCGCUAGCGAGAUAACCAUGAGUGACGAGGAGCGGAUUCAGCUGAUGAUGAUGGUCAAGGAGAAGAUGAUCACCAUCGAGGAGGCACUGGCUCGGCUCAAGGAGUACGAGGCCCAGCACCGGCAGUCAGCUGCCUUGGACCCUGCCGACUGGCCAGAUGGUUCUUGCCCCACAUUCGACGGCUCGUCCAACUGCAACUCAAGAGAACAAUCGGAUGAUGAGACUGAGGAGUCAGUGAAGUUUAAGAGGUUACACAAGCUGGUGAACUCCACUCGCAGAGUGAGAAAAAAACUGAUCAGAGUGGAAGAAAUGAAGAAGCCCAGUACUGAAGGCGGAGAGGAACCUGGGUCUGAGAACUGCCCCGUCCUGGAUGAGAGGUCCGCCCUCUACUCCGGAGUGCACAAGAAGCCGUUUUUCUUCGACGGCUCUUCUGAGAAACCUCCAGAAGAUGAUUCCGACUCUGUCGCCACUUCUCCAUCAUCGAGCAACCUGGAGACCUGGGGAGCUGGCCGGAAGCUGGUCAAAACCUUCAGCAAAGGAGAGAGUCGGGGCCUCAUUAAGCCCCCCAAGAAGAUGGGGACCUUCUUCUCCUAUCCAGAAGAAGAAAAGGCCCAGAAGGUUUCCCGCUCCCUGACUGAGGGCGAGAUGAAGAAGAGCCUGGGGUCCCUGAGCCACGGGAGAACCUGCAGUUUUGGAGGGUUUGACCUGACAAAUCGUUCCCUGCACGUUGGCGGUAAUAAUUCUGACCCAAUGGGUAAAGAAGGAGACUUUGUGUACAAGGAAGUCAUCAAAUCACCUACUGCCUCCCGUAUCUCUCUUGGAAAAAAGGUCAAAUCAGUAAAAGAGACAAUGAGGAAGAGAAUGUCUAAAAAAUACAGCAGCUCUGUUUCCGAGCAGGACACGAGCCUUGAUGGAGUGCCGGGCUCCCCUCCUGUCCCCCAGCCUGACAGCGAACACGUGGACAAGCCCAAGCUCAAGGCCGGGGGUUCCGUAGAGAGUCUGCGGAGUUCUCUGAGUGGACAGAGCUCAAUGAGUGGUCAGACAGUGAGCACCACUGAUUCCUCGACCAGCAACAGGGAAAGCGUCAAGUCGGAAGACGGGGAUGACGAGGAGCCCCCCUACCGGGGCCCCUUCUGUGGGCGUGCCAGGGUGCACACCGACUUUACACCCAGUCCCUAUGACACAGACUCGCUGAAGCUCAAGAAAGGAGACAUCAUCGAUAUCAUCAGCAAACCACCCAUGGGCACCUGGAUGGGCCUGCUGAACAACAAGGUGGGCACCUUCAAAUUCAUCUACGUGGACGUGUUAAACGAGGAAGAGGAGAAGCCCAAGCGCCCCACCAGGAGGAAGAGAAAAGGAAGACCGCCCCAGCCCAAGUCUGUGGAGGAUCUCCUCGAUCGCAUUAACCUGAAAGAGCACAUGCCCACCUUCCUGUUCAACGGGUAUGAAGAUCUGGACACCUUCAAGCUCCUGGAGGAGGAAGACCUGGAUGAGUUAAAUAUCAGGGACCCGGAACACAGAGCAGUUCUCUUGACCGCGGUGGAGCUGUUACAAGAGUAUGACAGCAACAGCGACCAGUCAGGGUCCCAGGAGAGGCUGCUCGUGGACAGCCAGGGCCUGAGCGGAUGCUCCCCCCGAGACUCGGGAUGCUACGAGAGCAGUGAGAACCUGGAAAACGGCAAAACCCGGAAAACUGGCCUCCUCUCUGCCAAGUCCUCCACCGAGUCUAGCUUGAAGUCUUUCAGCAGGAGUCAGCUGGGCACCUACCCGACCUUGCCUCUGCCGAAGUCGGCGGACACACGGAAGCCAGGGGAGGAAAGCAGGCUGGGCCGUGGUCUGACCCCUCACGCUUUCGAGCACCGCGAUCCGCCCUGCGUGACGGGCUUCAAUAGAAACCGGAGAAGCCUCCCCGUCUCCAUCUGCCGGAGCUGCGAGACCCUGGAGGGCCCCCAGCCGGCGAAGGCCUGGCCCCGAUCCCAUUCCCUGGACGACCUUCAGGGAGAGCCUGAUGCUGGAACAGAUGUGCCUAGUGCAGCGACGGAACCCUCCCCUCAGACUGCGCCAGAAGUGCCCCAAAAGCCAGCCCCCUCCAUCGCCAAGGUCCCCAGCCCCAAAGGAGAUUCUGCCGUUGACAAUGCAUUGCUACUGACCCAAAGCAACAGGUUUUCUGACCCUCAGAAAACGACUACUAAGAAACCGGGCGGCUCGAGGGCAGCCCCUUCGCGUAGCCUGUCCCCUCCCCCGUGUUUACCCAAAACCCGUGAUGCUCAGCCUCCCGGAGUCAGACACAGUUUAACAAGGACUGCUCCUGAGGGCCACCGAAAAGGACUCGACUUUGAAGGAAACUGUCACCCCCCGGGCACCAAAGAAGGUGAGCAGAGGGGCCCUGAGGCCAAAACGCCCACCAGACACCCUGCACAGCCUCCGCCUGUUCCUGCCAAGAAGAGCAGAGAGCGCCUGGCCCUGGCCAACGGCCUGCACCCCGGCCCCCCGGCCCCCAGUGCACCGUGCCUGCCCCUGAAAAAGGGCGGCUCCAGCGGCCCCAGCGACUGCCACUCACCCCAGGCUCCUAGACCUCCCUCCAGGCAGGAGCCCAGCAGCCCUCCGAGCUCGAGGCCGCCACCCUGGCUCUCAGAGCUGCCCGAGAGCGCGAGCCUCCAGGAGCAUGGCGUGAAGCUGGGCCCGGCCCUGAGCAGGAAGAUCUCCUGCGCCCGGGGGGUGGAUCUGGAGAUGCUCACUGAGGACAAGUUGCGAGCUGAAGGCAUCGAUCUCACCGAGGAACCGUAUUCUGACAAGCACGGCCGCUGUGGGAUUCCCGAGGCCCUGGUGCAGAGAUACGCGGAAGACCUGGAGCAGCCAGAGAGGGACGUCGCCGCCCACAUGGACCAGAUCCGCGUGAAGCUGCUUCGUAAGCAGCACCGCAUGGCGAUCCCAAGUGGUGGGCUCACAGAGAUCUGCAGGAAGCCCCUCUCUCCCGGCUGCAUCUCGUCCGUGUCAGAUUGGCUGAUCUCCAUCGGUCUGCCCAUGUACGCCAGUGCCCUCACCGAAGCGGGGUUCAGCACCCUGGGCCAGGUGCCUUCUCUGUCCCACACUUGCCUUCAGGAGGCCGGCAUCACCGAGGAGAGACACAUAAGCAAGCUCGUGUCUGCCGCCAGACUCUUCAAACUGCCGCCAGGCUCCGAGGCCAUGUAGCCAGGCCCAGGAUGGACCUCCCUGGAUGAGAGCCACCCUUUCACUGUGCUUACGAUGCCGAUGCAACUGCUCCUUCCCGGGACAAGCAGACCAGAUCCAGGGGAGCGGCCCAGUGUGCGGCUAAACAGCUCAAAGCCUCGGCAUAGGACCAAGGGACCCUCUCUUUCCCAGAAAAGCCCCUUUGAGGAAAUUGGUGUGGUUCUCUUCAACCCCCCAAAGAAAACACAAGCGCUUAUUUUUAUUUCCAGAACAGAAUAGAACCAAGAUGCCAACUCGCCACAAAUGCUGUGCCUCCGGUCUGUCUUGGCGCGCCAGGAAGAGGGCUUGGGGGCAGAGGGAGGGGCAGCUGUUUCCUCUCUGAUAGGGCCCUUGACCUUCUGCCCGUCACCCUGCAGGAUACCCGAGGACCAGGCAGGCUUAGCUAGGCCAAAGUAACAGACUCGGGAGUGACUGUACACGGUUGACGUGCUCAUUGGUUCAAAAGUAAGAAAAUCUGUCUGCACUAGGGAAAAGAAAGUCCUAUUCUCCUUUAGAUAAACAAGAGACAUUUUAAUAAUUGCUUUCUAGCAAUCAGCUUUUAUUUGCCUUAAUACGAGCUUUCAAGCAGUUAUCUAAGUCGUGUUCACUACCCUGUAACCAUAGUUCCAGAUCUUCCGCUUAGACUGCCGUCUCACAUAUCCGGUUGUUUCCAGCAAAGAAAACGGGCUUUUCUGAUGAUCUCAUUCUAACGUGGCUUAUUCUGUGGGAGUGUGUCUCAGGCACCAAUUUCAUACCGGUGUUCAGUUGUUAAACCAACUACAAACUCCAGAGAAAAACUAUCCAAAAUUCACCAAGCUGUCAUGUGUGUACAUGGGAGUGUUUGGGGACCGGGGGGGGGGGGGGUUGGGGGUGUAUAGUAACUGCCUUUCUUUUGACUCUGUGCGGUGUCCUCACCGUGGUGGUCACCGUGGUGGUCGCCGUGGUGGUCACCGUGGCACAGCGCUGCUGCCUCGCCUCCCAAUGUCUCCACCCGCGCGUCCCACCCCCAGCUUGCCCACAGUCCGCCUUCCCCAGCGGCCGUGCAAGGCUGACUUGUCCAGAAAGACGUUUUCCAAAAGGGAAUUAGUUUAAGAGAGCUCUUUAAGUUUUUUCUUCAGUUUUACCAUUAGGAUGUUAUUUUUUCCUCUUUUCUUAUUGAGAUAGUUCUUUUAAUUCAAAUAAAGGUUCCUUGUGGAGCCAGACAAACCACCUUAGCUGUGUAUUAAGUAUUUGCAUAUUUUCCAUUGUUUCCCACUGAUUUCUGCCUAUUCUUUCCUCUUUUUAGUCUUGCGUCUGACUUUCCAGCAGAGUGAAAGUCAGACAACUAAACUAGGAAGGUUCCCAUUGCUUACAAAACGGUUUUGCUUUAUGUUCUUACCAUGAGCACUGUUCCAAGCAUUGAAUGUGAUUAUUUACAAUAGGAACACUUGGAACACAAAGCCUUCAUCAAAAAGCGAUUUUGUUCAUUACAAAGCCAUCUUUAGUGUUUGCUUUAUAUACUUGUAUCCAUGUUCUGAGGAAAAGGAUGUUCUCAGGUGAUAAACUUUUUUCAUGCCUUGGUAUGCAUUUUAAAAAAUUAUAUAUAUAUAUUUCUUCAGUAAUAAUAGUUUCUGUAAGGUGCCAUGUGAAGAAGUUGUGGAAAUCUCGGAUAAAAGGCUAACACUGCCAAAUUUCUGUGGCACCCUUCAAAAGAGCCCAUUUUUGUCCCGGUGGGUGGUGACCGCCCUGUUAGCAGAAACCCCCAUCUCCGCCCCCAGAAGGAGCAAGGCUGCAGGGCCCUCCUGCGACCGAGACCCCGCCCUCAGCGGGCUCCUCUGCUGUUGGUGCAGGCCCAUCUCCUGGUUUACGCUGCACCAACACCACACAAAGGUCCGAAAGGUAAAGGGGGAGAGGGCUCUUGUGUGACUUCCAAGUUUUCAUUCACUUUCACUGUAACGUUUCCACUGAAGUAAAAAUGGCACCGGAAAAAGGAAUUUUCCGAGCUUGAGCUUUUGAGAAUGCCAAACGGUAAGUUGUCAGCUCUUCUCCGGAGAGCAUUGCCUCUGCAGAGAGAAUUCCAGUUCAGGGACCACGGAUAAUUGUCGGUGGGAAGGUCUUCCUAAUCUGAAAGGUCUGAGGUUGUUUUUUUACUUUAUUGUGCUUUUGUAAAUCCUUUUUUUUUUUAAAUCAUUAAUACUCGUUUGGUCUUCUUUUGCUUUGAACUUUUCAUCUGAUCCUGGAAAAGCCUCCGUGUUUGUGUGUGACUUUUGACCGAGGUGGUUUGGGGCCACCUGUGGGCGGAGAAGGCAGGUGUCGGCAACGUGCAGGCUGACUCAGGUGCACCCGGCUCGGAAUGUGGAGGAACAGAGAAAAUGGUCUCUGGGAAGCACAAAAGAAACCUGGCCUGGUAGCCAGGCUCAGGUAGCUACAUACGCAUCGUGUGAAUUGUCACUGAAGCUGUCGAGAAGGAAAUGCCGCCAGCCCCAACCACUAGUUACAUUCCCAAAUAACCAAGUAGGAGAUAGAUGUUUUUAAGGCCUGCCUUAGUCAGAGGCCCCUUUCUCUGUCCUGAACCUGGGGGUGGGCAGCAUUGGAAAUUACUGGUGUAUUGGUAAUCAGUUCCUGACAUAGCAAAGUUUGCUUUCAUAACUGCAGCAAAAGAAGUCCGUUCACCAAGUCAGUGCUGUGUGCCUGUGCUGUAUUAUUUUCAGAAAAAUAAGUCUCGUCGUCUGAGUCCAAGUCAUCUUGAUUUUAAAUUGAUAAAACAACUGUCAAGCAAGUUAUAUAACAACUAACAACAUUGCACUUUCUGUAUAUGAAAUCAGUAUUUAAAUAACUUAUUUUUCUCCAUUGCUGUUUUUAAACAUUGUAAGUAGCUGUAAUAUACCAGUACCAAUAUGUUCUUGCGAUUGCUUCAGCCCAAGAAAGCUGUGUAUUGUUUUAAAAAUUGUAAAAAUUAUUGUGAUGAUUCAUUUAGCAAAAGAGAAAGGACAGAAGGGUUUUCCUAUGUAUCAAAACUUGUCUAUAAUUGUCAUCUAUGUACCUAGAAAAAAAAGUAAAUAAAUUUCUUCAGUUGAA
Messenger RNA from Artibeus jamaicensis (Jamaican fruit-eating bat), 7485 nucleotides. It is a transcript of the gene SASH1, whose product is annotated as SAM and SH3 domain containing 1. The record is from RefSeq and is a predicted model, not a curated record. Gene Ontology annotation, molecular function: protein binding. Lineage: Eukaryota; Metazoa; Chordata; Mammalia; Chiroptera; Phyllostomidae. The transcript has 20 exons. The coding region runs from base 682 to 4410 and encodes 1242 amino acids.